Molecule: messenger RNA, 4660 nt
Organism: Coffea eugenioides
Lineage: Eukaryota; Viridiplantae; Streptophyta; Magnoliopsida; Gentianales; Rubiaceae
Product: pleiotropic drug resistance protein 1-like
Exons: 24
Coding region: 133-4524 (1463 amino acids)
Cellular component (GO): membrane
Molecular function (GO): ATP hydrolysis activity; ATP binding; ABC-type transporter activity
Source: RefSeq, a predicted model, not a curated record
AAGGUUCACCUGAAGAAAUGAUUCACUGAGAAACAGAGAGUAUAAUUUUAGAUCUUAUCUGAUUAGUUGUGCUUCAGUUCCAGGAGGGCUGAAGUUGGCAUAACCAAUUUCUGCUGCUUCAAGUCCUGAAAAAUGGAGACUGGUGAAUUACACAGACUCGGUAGUAUAAGGCUAAGUAGUACUGGUGAAUUACACAGACUCAGUAGUGUAAGGCUAAGUAGUUCAAACUUAUGGACAAACACAGGCAUGGAAAUCUUUUCGAGGUCUAGUCGAGAAGAAGAAGAGGAUGAAGAAGAAGCACUAAAAUGGGCUGCUUUAGAGAAACUUCCAACAUUCAAGCGUGUACAAGUUGGUAUACUUAAAGAAGAAGAGGGUCAUCACAGGGAAAUUGAUAUCAAGAAGCUUGGCCCUCUAGAGAAAAGGAACAUAGUUGAGAAGUUAGUGAAAACUGCUGAGGAAGAUAAUGAAAGAUUUCUUUUGAAGCUCAGAGAACGUAUUGACAGAGUUGGUAUUCAGCUUCCAACUAUUGAAGUUCGGUUUGAGCAUUUAAACAUUGAAGCAGAAGCUUAUGUUGGCAGUAGAGCUCUGCCUACAGUAUUUAACUUCUCUGUCAAUAUUUUAGAGGGUUUGUUGAACAAUCUCCAUAUUCUUCCAAAGAGAAAGAAACCGUUUGUGAUACUGCAUGAUGUCAGUGGAAUUAUCAAGCCUGGAAGAAUGACACUGCUAUUAGGCCCCCCAAGUUCUGGGAAAACAACAUUGUUGUUAGCUAUGGCUGGAAAAUUGCAAUCUGAUCUGCAGGUUUCUGGGACUGUAACAUACAAUGGCCAUACAAUGGAUGAGUUUGUUCCUCAAAGGUCUUCAGCUUAUAUAAGUCAACAUGAUCUUCAUAUAGGUGAAUUGACAGUGAGAGAAACAAUUGCCUUUUCUGCGAGAUGUCAAGGAGUCGGACCUCGUUAUGAACUGAUGACAGAAAUGCUGAGAAGAGAAAAAGAAGCAAACAUUAAGCCUGACCCCGACAUUGAUAUUUACAUGAAGUCUUUGGCACUUAUAGGGCAAGAGUCCCAUGCUGCUACAGAUUAUGUUCUAAAGAUCUUAGGACUUGAUAUCUGUGCUGAUACUCUUGUGGGAGAUGAAAUGAUACGAGGGAUCUCAGGAGGACAGAAAAAACGUGUCACAACAGGGGAAAUGCUGGUUGGACCAUCAAGGGCACUUUUCAUGGAUGAGAUAUCUACUGGUUUGGAUAGUUCAACAACUUUUCAGAUUGUCAAUGCAAUGAAACAAUACAUCCACAUUCUCCAAGGAACCGCUGUAAUCUCACUGCUGCAGCCUGCACCAGAGACUUAUGACCUAUUUGAUGAUAUAAUUCUACUAUCAGAUGGGGAAAUUGUGUAUCAAGGACCCCGUGAGAAUGUGCUUGAAUUCUUUGAACACAUGGGUUUUAAAUGCCCAGAGAGGAAAGGAGUUGCUGAUUUCCUCCAAGAAGUCACAUCAAACAAAGAUCAAGAGCAGUAUUGGUUUCGGAGGGAUGAACCUUUCCACUUUAUUUCUGCUAGGGAAUUUUCAGAAGCAUGUCAAUCAUUCCAUGUUGGACUGAAACUAUAUGAUGAAAUUUCUGUACCUUUUGACAAAUCCAAAGGACACCCUGCAGCUCUAACAAGUAAGCAAUAUGGAGUUGGCACGAUGGAGCUUCUGAAGGCAUGUGCAUCAAGAGAAUACCUGCUCAUGAAAAGGAAUGCAUUUGUUCACAUAUUCAAGAUGGCACAGCUUUUUCUCAUGGCAAUCAUUGUCAUGACUAUGUUUCUGAGAACUGAGAUGCACAAAAAUACAGUAAAUGAUGGUGGAAUUUUCCUGGGUGCUCUGUUUUUCACUACUGUUGCACUAAUGUUUAAUGGAUUCUCAGAGGUUCCCCUCAGUAUACUGAAACUUCCAGUGUUCUACAAGCAACGUGACUUUCUCUUCUUCCCUGCCUGGGCAUAUGCUCUUCCCACAUGGAUCCUCAAGAUACCAAUCACCCUUGCUGAAGUUGUUGGUUGGGUCUGUUUGACUUAUUAUGUUGUUGGAUAUGAUCCUGAGGUCGGAAGGUUUUUUAGACAAAUGUUUCUUCUCAUUUGCAUUCAUCAGAUGGCUUUAGGACUCUUUCGGUUUAUGGCUGCUAUAGGAAGAGAUAUGAUAGUGGCAAACACGUUUGGGUCAUUUGCAAUACUUGCAGUUCUUGUACUAGGUGGAUUUAUAUUAUCAAGAGAAAACAUAAAAGCCUGGUGGAUAUGGGGUUACUGGAUCUCGCCUUUGAUGUAUGGGCAAAACGCUAUUGCUGUAAAUGAAUUUCUAGGAAAGAGCUGGAGACAUGUUCCUACUGGCUCAAGAGAGACACUAGGCGUAUCACUCUUGAAGUCUCGUGGUAUAUUUGCAGAAGCGCAUUGGUAUUGGACUGGAGUAGGAGUUCUGGUUGGAUAUAUGUUUCUAUUCAAUUUUCUGAACAUAUUGGCUCUGACAUACCUCAAACCGAUGGGGAAACAUCAGGCAGUACUGUCUGAAGAACAGUUACCAGAGAACAGUGCAAAAAAAGGAGAGGUUAAUGUAUUGUCAUCAGAAGGGAAGAGCUCUUCUGAAGGACGUACCAAUGCUGGAGAAACUAUUUUAUCAAGGUCCAGGUCCAAAGGUACAGGCAGCCCUGAUCAAUCUAACUCAAAGAGGAAGGGAAUGGUUCUACCAUUUGAACCCCUUUGUAUGACUUUUGAAGAUUUGAGAUAUGCGGUAGAUAUGCCACAGGAGAUGAAAGCUCAAGGUAUUCCAGAAGACAGGCUGGUUCUUUUGAAAGGUGUCAGUGGUGCGUUUAGACCAGGAGUUCUAACAGCUUUGAUGGGUGUUAGUGGGGCUGGUAAGACCACUCUGAUGGAUGUCUUGGCUGGUAGAAAAACAGGUGGAUAUAUUGAAGGAACAAUCACUAUAUCUGGGUAUCCAAAGAAGCAAGAAACAUUUGCUCGUAUAGCAGGAUACUGUGAACAAUUUGACAUUCACUCUCCUCAUGUUACUGUAAAUGAGUCCUUGCAAUAUUCUGCAUGGCUACGACUGCCUCGUGAAGUUGAUGCUGAAAUGAGAAAGAUGUUCAUUGAAGAAGUCAUGCAGCUAGUGGAGCUGACCCCUCUGAGGGAAGCACUAGUUGGAUUGCCAGGAAUAAAUGGUCUUUCAACUGAGCAACGAAAGAGGUUAACUAUUGCUGUGGAACUUGUUGCCAACCCAUCCAUUAUUUUCAUGGAUGAGCCAACAUCUGGGCUGGAUGCUAGGGCAGCUGCAAUAGUGAUGAGAACAGUGAGAAACACAGUGGACACAGGCCGAACUGUUGUGUGCACAAUACAUCAGCCAAGCAUUGAUAUCUUUGAUGCUUUUGAUGAACUAGUGCUCCUAAAGCGGGGAGGAGAAGAAAUAUAUGUUGGCCAAUUAGGACCCCACUCAUUUCAGCUAAUCAAAUACUUUGAGGAGAUCAAUGGAGUUAGUAAAAUUAAAGAUGGUUACAAUCCUGCAACUUGGAUGUUGGAGGUAACUUCUGUUGCACAAGAAGCAGCUCUUGGUAUUGAUUUUGCUGAAGUGUACAAGAGUUCAGAACUCUAUAGGAGAAAUAAAGCACUUAUCAAGGAGUUGAGUUCACCUGCCCCGGGUUCCAAAGAACUAUACUUCCGGACGCAGUAUUCUGAAUCGUUUUACAUCCAAUUUCUUGCUUGCCUCUGGAAACAGCACUGGUCAUAUUGGAGAAAUCCACGAUACACUGCUGUUCGUCUUUUUUACACAACAAUUAUUGCUUUAAUGUUUGGAACAAUUUUCUGGGAUCUUGGCACCAAAAGGAGGAAGCAACAAGAUCUUUUCAAUGCAAUGGGCUCAAUGUAUGCUGCUGUCCUGUUUAUGGGUGUACAAAAUGCUACAUCAGUUCAGCCUGUUGUGGCUGUUGAGAGAACAGUUUUUUAUAGAGAAAGAGCUGCAGGAAUGUACUCAUCUCUUUCAUACGCUUUUGCGCAGAUGGCUAUUGAGCUGCCUUACGUUCUAAUUCAAGCAGUCAGCUACGGAACUAUAGUUUAUGCCAUGAUUGGAUUUGAAUGGACAGCUACCAAGUUCUUUUGGUAUCUGUGUUUCAUGUACAUCACCUUGUUAUACUACACAUUUUAUGGGAUGAUGUCAGUGGCAGCAACACCUAACCAUAAUAUUGCUUCAGUAGUAUCAUCAGCUUUCUAUGCAAUAUGGAAUCUUUUCUCAGGAUUUUUGAUCCCUCGAACGAGAAUUCCAGUGUGGUGGAGAUGGUACUACUACAUCUGUCCUGUCUCUUGGACAUUGUAUGGACUACUUGUUUCACAGUUUGGGGAUGUAAAAGAGGAGCUUGAAACAGGUGAAACAGUGGAACAAUUUAUGAGGAGUUACUUUGGAUUUAGACAUGACUUCUUGGGAUAUGUUACACUAAUCCUGUUGGGAUUUGUAGCUAUUUUUGGCUUCACUUUUGCCUUCUCAAUCAAGUCAUUUAACUUUCAGAAAAGGUAAGAGCUCUGAAGCAACAAGACAGACUCAAGGCAACUUUCUGAGAAAGUGGCUUACUUGAGCAGGCACUUUCCCUUCUUAGACUCAAAAUAAUACUACUACUUUCAUGGAAUGAAAAUAUAUGUUAACUUUUGUUCUU